Molecule: messenger RNA, 2040 nt
Organism: Neospora caninum
Lineage: Eukaryota; Apicomplexa; Conoidasida; Eucoccidiorida; Sarcocystidae
Product: ubiquitin-conjugating enzyme, related
Exons: 4
Coding region: 1-2040 (679 amino acids)
Source: RefSeq, a predicted model, not a curated record
AUGAUGACACCAAAUGGACGCUUCGUGACAAACCGGAGACUGUGCUUGUCCAUAAGUGACUUCCACCCAGAAUCAUGGAACCCAUCUUGGCGCGUUGAGACGAUUCUGACUGGCCUCCUGAGUUUCAUGAUUGACGAAGACGAACCAGUGGCGCAGGGGACUAUGGGUUGUUUGACUAGCGAGAGAAGGAAGUUUGCUCAGUCAUCUUUCUUCUGUAACAAGCGGGACCCAGCGUUUCGUCGCUUGUUCCCGGAGCUCCUUGACGACAGCAAAUUCGACCCGCAGUUAGGGUAUUCCCUGCAUGGCCAUGCUGGAGCUGGUGGAGAGACAGAGUUAAGCUCGAGUUCCUCUCCUUCCAGCUCUUCUUGUUCUCCCCCCUCCCCUUCUUCCCCGUCGUCUUCUAGAUCUGCGUCUCUAGGAUACAUAUCGGAUUCGGGGUCUGCUGGGGAAGACGCCUCCAGUCUCCUCGUGUUUCCGGGCUCCAGCGCCGCCCAGACAGUUACACGAGGAUGCCUGCAAAACGAGGGGAGUAGUCGCGCCUCCACGCCAGCUAGAGAGUUGACGCAACCAAGCAAUUUUGUAGGCAGUGAACGGGUUGUAGGCGACAGAGGAAAGGGAAAUUAUGGUGCAGACCUACACCUGUUGCUUGAGCUUUUGGAGAAGAGUACCCGAGACAAGCAUUCCACAGGCGCCCAUAGUGUCCAUAUUUGGCGACAAAAUGAGAGCUCCUCAGUAUCGAAUGAGCCGGCACGUCUGCCAGGCACGGACGUACACCUGACUGCUGCACUUUUACUAGGAGGCUCGCGGACGAAGAUGCCCGUUUUUGACGGCGGUUUGUUUGGUCGGAGAGCGGGGAACCUCGGAGGAACAACUCACAGGGGAGCCUUAGUUGGAACCCAAACGCCUCUGGCUGCUGCCGCCUUUGAGAGAAACAGAAGCAUUAAUGCUUCUGGACAUGGUACACCACUACCGCCUUCGUUACACCCAGAUGAGACGCCGUCUUGUGGGGCGAACAGGGACUCAACGAGGGCUGUACCACUCGUUGCUUGUCCUCCUCCUUCGUCUGUCGGUUGCGAUCCGUCGUGUGCAUCUCAGCGCGGAGCAGGCAGUGUCGAUCGAGACGCCAGUGGAGGUGUCAGAGCCGAGACGUCACAUGCAGAAAAAAGCAGCACUAUGGCCUCCUGUAUCGGACCGGAAACGCGCACACAAGGCGUAAGUGCACGAGAAGGAAGGUCUUCAAAGGGAAGCCUUCUCGAGGGUUCUCGAAACAAAGAUGAUAAGAACAACGGGGACCGUUUGGGUGUGGAAGAUCCGGAAGGCGAAGCUGCUCCGCGGGUUCAAGGGGAACGGAACGGUGAUGCGUCAGAAACUAACCAACAUGAGGAGGCAGCAAGGGCGUGUCUUCCUACGCCCAACCCUCUCUCAAGUUAUGCUUUGAACCGUACAGUGCCUGUGGACAAGGGGCACCUACGGUACUCGGACGGAGGUGACAAGGACUGGGCACUGCAGCUCCUGAAACUGCUUCAGUUCCUCAAACGCGCAGAAGCGGAAAGUAGGAAUGACACCCAUCUUCGUCGAUAUCUUUCCCAUCUGUUGCAAACGAAAACACUUGAAACGCGAGAUGUCGCGUCGUUUUUGAGCAGAGGGAAAGAAACGGAUUGUGUACCGGGGGCGUUUUCUCCACCCGACGAACGAGGCCGAUCCGGUACAAGGGGCGAGGCGCGAGACGAGGGGGAGGAGGGGAACCAGGCUUUAAGGCGCCCUCGGUGUGAAGAUAAACAUGAGAGUGAGGGAAAUGAUGCCAAGACAGAAGACAGAGAGGAUAUCCUAGAAAAGCAGACAGCAAGUGUGCGUCAUGGAAGGCAAGACGAAACCAGAGGAAGCAAAAGGCUUGUUGGAAAUGCAGAAGAAAGUAACGCAGGGGUGGGAACUAAGAAGCGACCGCGGUAUUCUCCUGCACUGGCUUCGUACAGUGGCCUGGAUGAGGAAAGCAAAGGAAUGCAGAAAGAGCAAAUAACGAGCUCGACUUUCCUUCCGUAG